AUGGCGAAUAGAGAGCAACUUACUUCUAACGCGAAUCCUCAGAAAGUUCAUCACAACCUCGGUAUGCUCAUCCAACCUCAGCAGGUCCAGGCGAGAGAUAAGCUGCAGCAGAAUAUUUUUGACGAGAAACGACAUAAAAAAAUCGUAUCACGAAGGAGACCAAUGGAGAAUGAAAAAGAAAGACAAAAAGCUAAAUAUGAAUCUUCAAGUACUGAAUUAAAAAAUCUCUUGGCUCAAUUUGGUACAAAAGCAAAAGUUGCAGAUGAACUAGAGAAAGAUGCAUCUAAACUUCAUAGUAGUAUAGAAAGUUUGUUAGAAAAAGUUCAAAGCAAAACUAAUAAGUUAACGGUAGACAAUAUCAUGACUGCUACAAGGAUUCCUACAAGGACUCAUAAUUAUA
Molecule: messenger RNA, 400 nt
Organism: Racocetra persica
Lineage: Eukaryota; Fungi; Glomeromycota; Glomeromycetes; Diversisporales; Gigasporaceae
Source: the annotation of a GenBank genome assembly